Messenger RNA from Larimichthys crocea (large yellow croaker), 3133 nucleotides. It is a transcript of the gene pmela, whose product is annotated as premelanosome protein a. Bases 177 to 2675 code for a protein of 832 amino acids. Lineage: Eukaryota; Metazoa; Chordata; Actinopteri; Sciaenidae. Gene Ontology annotation, biological process: melanosome organization. The record is from RefSeq and is a predicted model, not a curated record. Gene Ontology annotation, cellular component: melanosome; plasma membrane. The transcript has 13 exons.
GACUUCCAAUGAUGUCAGAGGUGAGAUGAAACUUUAUGGUAAUUCAAGUCUGAGAACUUCUUAAAGAGGGCGAGGAGACGUUUCCCAAGUCUCUCUGGGAGUUGUGUUGGGGUUCAGGACUUCUGGGUGAGGAUCGGGGCUCAUAGAGAGGAGACGAACAAACAAACAAACACAGGAUGACGACUCUGACACUGGUGCUACUGGUCUUGGCUUUUACAUCUGCCACGGCGAUAAAGUCAAGAAGUCAGUUCACACGUUACCGCUCAUGGAACUCACGGAUGUAUCCGGUGUGGAAAGACGGAGACCCAAGAUUCAGGAACUGUUGGACUGGUGGUGAAGUAACUUUUGAUCUGAAAAAUGAUGCGCCCACCCUGACUGGAGCAAGAGCAACUUUCUCUAUCAAUCUUAAUUUCCCACCAAAUCAGACCGUGCGCUCUGACGGGCAGGUGGUCUGGGCAGAAAACUGCACCAUCAACGGACAACAGUAUCAGCAGGGUCAGGCUGUGUAUCCCGACCAGGACACUGAGCGGACUGGAGUUUUCCCUGACGGCACACCGCUCACCAGGAGCCAGAACAAGAAACCCCACUAUGUGUUUGUGUGGAAGACAUGGGGGCGUUACUGGCAGGUGGCAGAUGGGCCGUCCUCCUCCCUCUCUAUCGGUACAGACAACGUCCCCCUGGGCUCCUACAACAUGGAGGUUGUCAUCUAUCACUGCCGUGGCAAAGACAAGUUCAUCCCUCUUGGUUACGCCUCCACAACUUUCACAAUCACAGACCAGGUUCCCUUCACCAUAUCACUCGCCCAGGUCAAUGAUGUGAACGAGAACGACCAGAACUUCAUCCAGAACCGAGCCAUCGCUUUUAGCGUCAAGCUUCAUGACCCCAGCCAGUAUCUCAACACCGCUGACAUCAGCUUCAGCUGGGACUUUGGUGACAGCACUGGUACUUUGAUCUCCAGAGACCUCACUGUCACUCACACAUACCUCGCCGUCGGGACCUUCAAACCUCAGGUGGUCCUCAUGGCGAGCAUCCCCAAUGGCUGUGGAAAUCCCACAGCCGUUGUUCCUAUUGAUGCCUCUGCUGCUCCAGCAGUAGUAGUGAUGGCCUCCACCCCUGCAGCUGUCCCAGCAGCACCAGCUGAGGGAGGAGAUGCGAUUGCUCUGGAUGUUCCUGCAUCUGAUGCUACUCCUGUGCAGCCAGAAGAAGCAGCCACGAACACAGAAGAUGGAGAAGCAGUUGUUGAUACAGACACCGAGACAGUAGAGGUCGCCUCAGUAGCCCCCGCUGGAAUUGAUGCAGCUGUCGUCCCAGAGGAACAAGAUCCCGCCAACGCUGCUGCUGCAGAUGUUGUUGCAGAGGACACAGAUGCAGCAGCCGCUGCUGCCUCUGUUGCACCUGUAGCUGAAGAGCCGGCAGAUGCUGAAGUAGCUGCUGCAGAUGAAACUGCAGUGGUUACAGAUGCAGCUGAAGAAAAUGUGCCUGUGAUUGAUGCCGCCGCUGCUUCAGUUGCCCCUGUUGCAGAGGGGGAAGAAGUUGCAGCUGAGGUUGCUGAGACGGUCACUGUUGCUCCUGUUGCAGAAGGUGCUGCAGAGCAAGAAGCUGACGUGGCUGCUGAUACUGUGGCUGCUGAUACUGCUGCUGUUGAUGCUGCUGCUGUUGAUGCUGCAGUUGUUGAUGAUGCUGCUGCUGCAGAUGUUGCCGUUGAAGAUGCUGCUGCCGCCGAUGUUGAUGAUGCUGCUGCUGUUGAGGCAGCUGCUGUUGAUGCUGCUGCUGCCGAUGUUGCUGCUGUUGAUGCUGCCACAGAAGUUGCCCAAGCUGUAUCAGAGGCCCCUGCUGAUAACAUUGUACCUGCCGCCACUGAAACUACAAUUGUAGAAGAAGCAGCACCAGCUGAAACCGUCGCCGAUACCGAAGCUGAAGUACAGGCAACUGAGAAUGAAGUUGCAGCAACUGCAGCUCCUGCAGCGGUUGCUGAAGAGGCUGUCCCAGCUGAAGGUGAAGUCCAGGCAGAGGAUCCAGCACAGGUUGCCCUUGUUGUGGCUAAAAGACAAGCACCGGAGCUUACAGCUGACUGCAUGGUCUACCGUUAUGGCUCCCUCGCCACAUCUGUAGAUGUUGUCCAGGGUAUUGAAAGUGUAGAGAUUGUACAGGUGGCCAACGUUGUAGCAAUGGCGACUGAGUUGGAUCAGAACGCUGUGGACGUCACCAUCACAUGUCAGGGAAGUCUGCCAAGUGAGGUCUGCACAGUCAUUUCAGAUGCUGACUGUAUCACACCAGUGGAAACAAUCUGCAGUGCAGCCACACCCUCUCCAGACUGUCAAAUGAUCCUUCGUCAGUUCUUCAACGACUCUGGAGUGUUUUGCAUUAAUGUGUCCUUGACCAAUGAUGUCAGUCUCGCUGUGGCAAGUGCCAGAGUUAGCGUGACAGUAGCCUCUGGUGGUUCCCCAGCUGGAACCGCAGCCACAGUCCUGGGUGUUAUGGUUCUUGCCUGUGUCGUCUGUUGUAUUAGUUUGAUGUACAGGCGGUUCAAGCAGUACCAGCCACUAAGAGAAGACGGUGGUGACAACAGAGGAGGCAGCUCAGCGGUAACAUCAGCGCCUCUGCUGUUGUGGAACUUGUUGAGCCGACAGUCGCCAGGAGAGAGUCGGCCGUUGCUUCAGGGGAGGAUUGUGUGAAUAUCAUCACCAGCUCAUGCACUCAACAUCUACAAAGUCUGCUAAAAAAAUUGGCUUUAUGCAUGUAAUACUUUAACUGUAGCAGUAUUGUAACUCCCAUUGAAAUGUAUUGAACCAGAAACAGUGUGUCAAGAUAAGUGAACGCAAGUCCUCUGUGCAAGAGUGUGUGUGGAAAUAGAAAGGAGGAGGUGUAAUUAAAAAAGUGAAUUAAAAGUAUUGAAGCAUUUGUAGAGGAAAGUGAUAUUUAUUUUGACCUACAGUAUUUUUUAUUAAUUGGCACUGAUAGUUUUUAGAAGCCAUAACUUAUUGUCUUAUUUGUGGCCUACUUAUACUAAACCAAAUGGAAAAUCAAUGUUAACACAUUUCAGUUCAAUUUCUUUACCGUGUAAUUUAAAUCACUCACGUCACCGAACAUCGUUAUGUUUGCUACCCUGAAAUUAAUAAAACAAAACUUUAUC